Molecule: messenger RNA, 2235 nt
Organism: Dipodomys ordii (Ord's kangaroo rat)
Lineage: Eukaryota; Metazoa; Chordata; Mammalia; Rodentia; Heteromyidae
Gene: Pdzrn4
Product: PDZ domain containing ring finger 4
Exons: 8
Coding region: 1-2235 (744 amino acids)
Molecular function (GO): protein binding
Source: RefSeq, a predicted model, not a curated record
AUGGGUUGCAAUUUGUGCACUUUUCAGAAAAGAGAGGAACACUACAAACUGCUCUAUGAAGUUUCUCAGGUCAAUGGGAAGGACCUCUCCCGAGCCACCCACCAGGAGGCCGUGGAAGCCUUCCGCAGCGCCCGGGCGCCCAUCGUGGUGCAGGUGCUGCGGCGCACGCCGCUGGGCAGACCGGCCUACGGAGCCCUCCCCGAGGUGAGCCACGCCAGCACGCAGACCGACAUCACCUUCCAGCACAUCAUGGCCCUGGCCAAGCUCCGGCCCCCGACGCCUCCCGUGCCGGACGUCUGCCCCUUCCUGCUCUCCGACAGCUGCCAUUCCCUCCAUCCAAUGGAACAUGAGUUUUAUGAGGACAAUGAGUAUCUCCCCAGCUUGCCCACAGAUGCAGACAGAACGGAAGACUUCGAAUACGAGGAGGUCGAGCUGUGUCGUGUUAGCAGUCAAGAGAAGCUGGGCCUGACAGUCUGUUACCGGACAGAUGAUGAAGAAGACACAGGCAUUUAUGUCAGUGAGAUAGAUCCCAAUAGUAUUGCUGCCAAAGAUGGGCGAAUCCAAGAAGGGGAUCGUAUUUUGCAAAUAAAUGGCGAAGAUGUCCAGAAUCGAGAGGAAGCCUUGGCACUGCUGUCCAGUGAGGACUGUAAGAGAAUCGUGCUACUUGUUGCCAGGCCAGAGAUUCAGCUGGAUGAAGGCUGGCUGGAAGAUGAAAGGAAUGAAUUCUUCGAGGAGUUAAACUUGGAGAUGCUGGAAGAACAGCAUAAUGAAACAACGCAGCCUACUUCCAAGGAGGUGGAGCAGCCAAAAAAGCAAGAGGAAGAAGAAGGCACCACCGACACGGCCACCUCGUCCUCCAACAACCACGAGAAGGACAGCGGCGUGGGGCGCACGGACGAGAGCCUGCGGAACGAGGAGAGCUCGGAGCAGGAGAACGCAGCCGAGGAGGCCCGAGGCCCCGAGUCCCUGCCGCUGCCGCGGGCCGCGCGGGGCUGCGCGGAGCUCCCGCGGGACCACAGCCUCCCGCCCGCUGAGUGCCUGGACUCGGAUGGCGCCGGCAACCCGGGGGAGGAGUGCGAGCGGUUCCGGCAGCUGUUGGAGCUCAAAUGCAAGAUCCGCUCCCAGGGCGAGUACGACCUGUACUACUCGAGCAGCCGGCUGCGGGGUGGGCCGGGCGGGCCGGACGGGCCCGAGGGCGUGGAGCACGAGCUCCAGCUGCUGAACGACGAGCUAAGGAGCAUCGAGCUCGAGUGCCAGAACAUCAUGAAGGCGCACCGGCUGCAGGCCGGGCCCGACGCGCCGCGCGGCAAGCUGGACGACAUCCUGGAGCACCCGGAGAAGUCGGACAAGGAUAGCUCGAGCGCCUACAACACGGCCGAGAGCUGCCGCAGCACGCCGCUCGCCGUGGACCGCUCCCCGGACAGCUCCCUCCCGAGGGCCGUCCACGGGGCCAACCGGAAGGACCUGAGCUGUGGCGCGGGGCCCGGCGGCGGCGGCGGGGAGCCCGCGGCUGGCGGGCCGCGAUGCUGCGGCGGAGGCGGCGCUAGCACGCAGGGCCGCGAGAAGCUCCCGGAGCCGGAGAGGGCGGCGGGCGAGCCGGUGCCCUACCUGUCCCCGUACCACAGCUCCCCCUACAGGUGUGCCAACAUCCCGGCGCACGCCCGCCACUACCAGAGCUACAUGCAGCUGGUGCAGCAGCGCUCGGCCGUGGAGUUCGCGCAGAGCCAGCUCAGCCUGCUGGGCGUGUGCAAGGAGGCGCCGCGCGGCGGCGGCGAGCCCAAGAUGGAGUGGAAGGUGAAGAUCCGGAGCGACGGCACCCGCUACAUCACCAAGCGGCCCGUGCGCGACCGGCUCCUGAAGGAACGUGCCUUAAAGAUCAAGGAGGAGCGCAGCGGCAUGACCACCGACGACGACACCAUGAGCGAGAUGAAGAUGGGGCGCUACUGGAGCAAGGAGGAGCGCAAGCAGCACCUGGUCCGCGCCAAGGAGCAGCGGCGGCGGCGCGAGUUCAUGCUGCGCAGCCGGCUCGAGUGCCUCAAGGAGAGCCCGCAGAGCGGCGGCGAGGGCAAGCGCGAGCUCAGCAUCCUGGAGCUGAGCCACAAGAAGAUGAUGAAGCGCAGGAACAAGAAGAUUCUGGAUAACUGGAUGACCAUCCAAGAGCUGAUGAGCCACGGGGCCAAGUCCCCCGACGGCACGCGGGUCCACAGCGCCUUCCUGUCGGUGACCACCGUAUGA